AAAUUCGCAGACGGUACCUACUUGCUUUGUUUAAGGAAGUUUAACGGCAACCGAACCAAGUUUGUUUGCGGUUGGAGUAGACGGGUAAUUUCAUCAAAUUCGAACAUCAGUGAUCUGAGUUUUGCUGUUGUUUUCUUUUAAUUAAUCAACGAUUCCUACCCAAUGAGGUGCCUGAAGUGAUCAACUGUUUAACAAGUAUUUUUUCUAAUGAGUGUAGUUCUACUACCAUAAUUAUUCCUGAAGAUUACCGAUUAGUGUAAUCGAGGAAGUUAACGUGUUAUUUUACGCUGAGCGACGACGACAUUUUUAAGACGCUGGUGUGGUCUCUUAAAUGACUACAUAAUAAAGAAUUUUCCGAAGAUUGUCAAAUAAAGAUGGGAACCAUGUAUUGAUGACAUGUGUCAAACCUCAGUGUCAAACAAUGUCAAAUUCCAUCUUGUACAGUUUAGUAUUUUUUGUGAUAAGUCACAUAAAUUACACAUUGUUAUUUCGUCAGCAGUUAAGGCAUAUAUUCAGUGAGGUUCCAUGGCGUUUGCAACAGCUACGUACGCUACAGAAUCCUUGUGAGGCAAGCGACUGCUACAUAUUAAACAGGCUAGACAUUGUCGCUGACAAUUAUUUGAACUUAUCCGUGUUGCUUUCAAACGGAAAUGGUAAUAACGGGAAUAAAGAUGAAAAGAGGUCCGAGGAUGAGAAUAAAAGCGUCGAAGAACCGGAGAAGGAGCGGUGGACCGGAAUACCAGAUCCUCCGGAGACUACUAGCCGCAUUCCAACUUACGACGAGUUCGCCCGACAGAGAGAUUCCAGUCGACCACCUGACAGCCACUAUUACACCCCCACUGGACCAAUCAAACGUUCAAUAGGAACUAGGAUUCAGUGUGAUGCUAUAUUUACUUCAUCACAGUUCAGUUUGAUGUUAGGUUAUCUACUCUAAUUAAAGGGAAUAAAAGAAUGCAAUGCAUUUACUUACAAAUUUCAAAGAGUAAGAGAGGCGGAGAGAAUAUUUUACCCCAUUUCCAGUUAGUUUUCCGUUUACUCCUACAUACAGAAACCCUUUUAAAAAAAAGUCAUCCAACUAGAAAGAAAACGAGUUUUUUUUUUUAAUAAAUAAAACAAGACAUUGAAAUUUCAAGUUUGUUUAAUA
Chilo suppressalis (striped riceborer) is the source of this 1144-nucleotide messenger RNA. The record is from the annotation of a GenBank genome assembly. Lineage: Eukaryota; Metazoa; Arthropoda; Insecta; Lepidoptera; Crambidae.